This is a messenger RNA of Vitis riparia (riverbank grape), 753 nucleotides long. RefSeq lists its product as uncharacterized. Bases 106 to 408 code for a protein of 100 amino acids. Gene Ontology annotation, biological process: translation. Gene Ontology annotation, molecular function: structural constituent of ribosome. Lineage: Eukaryota; Viridiplantae; Streptophyta; Magnoliopsida; Vitales; Vitaceae. Gene Ontology annotation, cellular component: ribosome. The record is from RefSeq and is a predicted model, not a curated record. The transcript has 3 exons.
GCGGGGAAGCUCCGAACUCUGUUUAUACUUUAUACAAAAGCAAUCAAAAGUUCCCUCUCCAAACGCUGCGUUUCGGUCGAUCUCUAACUCUGAGUUCAAGUAGCCAUGAAGGUGAGAUCAUCAGUGAAGAAAAUGUGUGAGUAUUGUAGAACAGUCAAACGUCGUGGGCGAGUAUAUGUACUAUGCACAGCCAAUCCCAAGCACAAGCAACGGCAAGGCAUGUCAACAUUUGCCCAUGAAGGCCCUUUUCCUCCAAUGUCCUCAGAGAUGAAUGCCAAGCAGGAGAUCUCGCAGAACCACAGGUUGCAGGGAGGUCUGGCAUCUAUUAUACCCAAGAAGCCUGAGCCAUCUAUGAUGUAUGGAUGGAGAGCAUCUCUGGCAUCUCUCCUAUUCAAGCAGGGGAAUUAGCAGCAGAAGGAAAAACAAAAACAGAAAUAUGACAAUUUAUCCUGUGAUGGUGCCUUUCUAUUAUUUUCCUUGUUUUGGUAAUUUGCACUGGGUUGGCUGCGAUAGUAAUAAAUGAGAAUUAAUAUUUAUAUAGAGGAUAAGGCAGCCAACCGAUUAUUUUCUUUUCCUUCCAUUGUUUGAAAAUGGAGGGUGGGGUUUGGGUUGGUGCCGGUGGUUAGGAACGGGUUGGUGUUGGAGUGUUACAGGUACUCUGCCUUCUGCAAUAUCCAUGUCCUGCAAACAGAUGUUGGCUUCAACCUCAAAUCAGCUACCAACUACCUAUUUUGACCUCCCAUUUCAUUCUUC